This is a messenger RNA of Gadus chalcogrammus (walleye pollock), 8594 nucleotides long. RefSeq names its product proline rich 12b (gene prr12b). The transcript has 20 exons. Bases 159 to 8561 code for a protein of 2800 amino acids. The record is from RefSeq and is a predicted model, not a curated record. Lineage: Eukaryota; Metazoa; Chordata; Actinopteri; Gadiformes; Gadidae.
AGGACUCGCUCGUGAAACGGGAGAAAUAAACAGAUACGGAGCAGAGGGAAAAAAGAGGACCGAGGGAGUGAUAGCGUGCAAGAAUUCAAGGCAUAUCCUCCCACCCCCUUCCCCCCCUUGAACAAGGCUCCAUCUUCAUCACCUCAGUAUUCUCUUUAAUGGAUAGAAAUUAUCCUGGUACUGGAUUCGGUGAUUUGGGCGCUGGUACGGGAUGGAGUUACGAGCGAUCGGCGAAAGCAAGCCUGGUGUACGGCAGCUCCAGGUCCUCCCACCCCGACUCAGAGCUGCUCCACCGCCAGGCCUACGGCAGCCCCCACCCCCUGCAGGGCUAUGCAACCAAUCACCAUCCAGGGAGCGGGGGACAGGGCGGAGCCUGGGGGGCAGCUGGGCGGAGCCUAGGGUUGUCGGGACUUUUUGACGCCGGCCUUCACCACCAUGGCAGCCCCUCGGGUCACGACCCGUCCGUCAUGAACCUGAUCUCGGCCCUGGAGUCCCGGGGCCCCCAGCCCCCGCCCUCUGCCUCCUCGCUCCUGUCCCAGUUCCGGACUCCGUCCUGGCAGUCUGCCAUGCACACGCCGGCCCCCGCUGAGCUCUUCAUCUCGGGGUCCCUCCCCGGCUCGGGCUCCUUCCCGUCGUCCUCCGCCCUCUCGGCCUAUCAGCACCCGGCGCCCUUCUCGGGGCGCUCCUUCACCCCCUCGCUCUCCCUCCAGGACACGCCCACCUUCAGCCCCACGUCCAACGGCCUGCUGUCCCCCCACGACCCCCUGCUCCACAUCAAGCCCCCCCCGCAGCCCGGCCUGGGCUUCGACCGCCUGCUGUCCUCGCAGAGCGCCUCGGCCUACCGGGGGGGCGGCCAGGAGCCGCCGGGGCCCCCCCAGUCCCAGGGCCCCUCGGGGCCCCCGGGCCGCCACCUCUCCAGCGCCCAGUUCAACCUGCUGUCCUCCCAGCUGCAGGACCAGUCGUCCCAGCUCUACAACACCUCCAUGUUCUCGUCGGGGCCGCCCCCGCCCCAGGCCCCGCCCCCUCAGGAGCGCGCCGUCCCGCGGCAGGACAGCGUGAUCAAGCACUACCAGCGCUCCUCGGCGGCGCAGGCCCAGCUGCAGAGCCCGGGGCCCCACCCCCUGCAGCACUACCUGAGCUGCGGGGGCCCCCCGGGCUACCAGCAGCUCUCGGGCCACCACCACCGGCACGCCGCGGUGUCCUGCAGCCCCCUCGGGGAGCUCAGCCCCUCCUCAGACCCCAAGCCCUCGUCGCGGGGCGAGGCGCAGGCCUACCGCCCCGCCGUCCCGGCCCCCUACGCCCCCGCCCCCUCCGCCCCCAGCUCCGCCCCCUCCUCCGCCGCCGCCGCCGCGGGCGCCAAGCCGACCAAGAGCUCCGGCUCCAGCAGCGGGUACUCCUCCUCGGGGUCGGCCUCGUCCCGCACGCCCCACACGCCCCCCUCCGCCUCCUCUACCUCGUCAUCCUCCUCCUCAGCCUCCGGCGGCGGCGGCGGCGGCGGCGGCGGCUCCAACGCGUCGGCGCCCUCGCGCCAACAGCCCUCGUCGCAGUCGGUGCCGCCUCCCCCCCCCCCGCCGCCGCCCCCUCCCGUGGUUUCCUCCACUCCGGUCCAGCAGGCGGCGCCCAAGCCCUGCCUCUCUGCGUACGGCUCCCCCGUCACGGCGGUGAAGCCCAGCGCCGGCCUGCAGGGCCAGACCCCCCCCCAGCAGCAGCAGCAGCAGCAGCAGGCCCAGUCCUACUCCCCUAACCAGCCCCCCUCUGCACACAUUGCACAGCCCUACGGGGGCUUCAACUCACCGCAGGCCCAGGACCUGAGCUCAGGGCCGCUGCCCUCUGGCGGGAAGGGCUACGGCGGCCUGGGGCCCGGCGGACGCUCGUUCUCGGCGGAGGUGGUCUACGGGGCCGAGUCCAGCUACGGCUCCCUGCAGGGCUCCCUGGGCGGCGCGGGGAGCCCGUCCCUGGGCUACGGCGGGGCGGGGGCCUCAUCAGGGAGCGGCGUCGCGGGGCCCGGCGCGGCGUCGUCGGCCGGGGGCGUGUCCUCGGGGUCGGGGGGCGGGGGUCCCUCGGGGGGCAACGGGGGCUCUUACCACAUCCCCGACUCCAGCCCCUCCCCCUCCAGCAACUCGGCCAUCGUCCGGCCCGGCCUGCACUCGCCCGUCCCCCCGCGACCGGCGCAGUCCCCGGGGGGCGCCGGCGGCGGCAACAAAUACCUGUCGUCGGUCCUCUCCCCGGCGUUCAUGUCCUCGCCGCAGGGCUACCCGGACGGCCGAGCGGCUCAGAGCCAGUCGUACCACCCCUCCUCCUCCUCCUCGUCCAAGGCCAAGGCCGAGGCCGACCUGCUGGGGGUCGACCGGCCCCACGAGGAGGAGGACGAGGACGAGGACGACUUCCUCAUCCAGCACUUACUGCACGCCCAGAGCCCCGUGCCGCACCCCUCCCAGCACCACGCCCACCCGCCCCCCGGCCAGCCCGCGGCCCAGGCCCGGGACGGCGGCUCCAAGGCCUACGACAUGAACAAGGCAUCGGAGGAGCGCUACCACCUGCAGAGCGUCAUCCGCACCAACAGCGCCCCCGGCGGCGGCGGCGGCGGCCUGGACGGCCAGGUGGAGAUGUCGCUGAAGAAGCAGCACCAGCAGACCAAGUCGGAGCAGAGUCGCGUCGGGGCGGACCCCCACCCGCACUCGAACCCCCACGCUCACGGCGGCCACCCCCAGCACCACCAGCAGCAGCAGCAGCACGAGGGCAUGGGCUCGGUGGUGCACUACGGCCGGGGGGACCCCUACUCACAGCACUCGCAGCACCCCCACCACGGCCCUCACGUGUCGCACCCAUCGCGGCACCCCCAGCACCCCCAGCACGGCCUGCCGCACCCCCACGCCCACCCCCACCCCAGGGAGCUGAAGAAGGGCCCCGACGCGGGCGAGCUGCCCUACCUGCGCAAGACGCCCGACGCGCAGCAGCAGCAGCAGCAGCAGCAGCAGCAGGCGCGGCAGGGCCAGGCCUCCAUGUCCCUGAUGGACGCGCCCGCCGACCAGCCCGUGCCGUCGCACAUGCUGCAGUCCGUGCUCUCCCACACCGCGCGCACCAAGAUGGACCCCCAGCAGGCCAUGAUGGGCUCCGGCGGCGGCGGCGGGGGGAGCUCGGGGGUGGACCCCCACCCCCAGAGCCAGUCCUCCCAGCUGCAGCUCCAGCUCCAGUCCCACGCCAUGGAGGCCCACUACGGCCGGGGGCCCCAGGCGAGGGACCAGGGCCCCGGCGGGCAGAACUCGGUGUCGCCGCUGGACAUGCUGGAGCGCUCGCUCUCCCGUACCAACAGCAGGGACAGCGGCGCCCUGCCCGAGAGGGGCGGCGGGCUGGGGGGGGGCGUGUCCGUCGGGGGAGGGGGGGAAGGCGCCACCAGAGAGAGACACCGACAGCAGCAGCAGCAGCAGCAGCAGCAGCACCGGCUCCCCGCGCACCUCCACCCCCAGCAGACGGCCUCAGACCUCCACGACUUCCUCUCCGAGCCCGACAUGAUGUCGGCGCCGUCGCACCUCCACCACCUCGGCGGGCAGCAGCAGCAGCAGUCCCACGGCCAACACAACGCCCAUCACCAGCCCCAGGCCCACGCCCACCACCAGCUCUCGCACCCCCACGUGGGCCACGCGCACGCCCACCAGCUGGCCGCCAACAUGGCAACGUCUCAGCAGCAGCAGCAGCAGCAGCAGCAGGCCCAACCGCGGGAGCCGGAGCCACAGCUGGCACAUUCCCAGUUAGAUCAGCUUAAAGAGCACCAGUUUGACACUGGGAGCCCCGUGGGCAAAGCAGGACCCAAUCAGACUCAGCAGCAGCAGCAGCAGCAACAGAGGUUCGUACCGCUCACCUCCAUCUGCUUCCCGGACUCUCUCCUCCAGGAUGAAGACCGGUCCUUUUUCCCCGGGAUGGAGGACAUGUUUUGCUCGGAGGAUUACAAGUCGAGCUGCGCCGGGGACUCCGGAGCGGGCCAGGGCGUCCAGGAGGGCAUCGCCCAGGGUCGGGGGCAGGGCCAGGAGGCCAUGAAGGCGUCAGGGGGCGGGUAUGACAUGAUGGGUCACCACGGCGACCAGGGCUACGGACAGUACUGCCACGGCCUCCCGGAGACGGGCAACGGAGGCAUGCACUUGGACCUGGACGCGCUGAAGAGCCACGAGCUGCCGUCCACCGUGAACACGGAGCAGCUCGGCCUGAUCCAGUCGCAGGCCUCCGGCCUGGGCAUGGCGGGCUCGGGCGUGCCCGGCGACGGCUCGGUGAACAAGAUGAUGGGAGCACUGCCGGGACUGGGCGGCGGCGGCGGCAACACGGGCCCCGGCGGCCUCACCUCGCCCAUCUUCUGCUCGUCCCGGCCCAAGAAGCUCCUGAAGACCAGCUCCUUCCACCUGCUGAAGCAGCGCCGCGAGCCCCCCGCGGCGUCCAAGAAGAACUACGCGCAGGAGUACGAGUUCGAGGACGACGAGGACAAGGCGGACGUGCCCGCCGACAUCCGGCUCAACAGCAGCCGCCGGCUGCCCGACAUGCUGCCCGACCUGGUCUCCAGCUGCCGCAAGGCGGGCAGCGGGACCCCCGGCGGCAGCGGGCUGAGCCCCCUGAUGGGCGACAUGGAGUUCUGCCACCCCACCACCGGCGGUGGCGGCGGCGGCGGCUACGCGCCCAUGGGCGCCCACCCGCCGCAGCUCCUCCCCCACGAGGGGCCCAAGAAGCGCGGGCGGAAGCCCACCAAGCCCAAGCGCGAGGGCCCCCCGCGGCCCCGAGGCCGGCCCCGCAUCCGCCCGCUGCCCGAGCCGCCCUACUGCCGCGGCCUCCUGGGCGCCGCCGGCGGGGAGACCAAGAGGGGGCGGGGCCGGGGCCGCGGGCGGGGCCGGCGGGACGAGGGGAUGCUGGAGAUGCACCGGGACAUGGCCAAGCCGCCGUGCCUGCCCUAUCACCCACAGCAACAGCAACAACAACAACAACAACAACAGCAACAACAAGUACAGCAACACGCGCCGCAGCAGUUCCACCAGCAGAUGCAGCACCAACACCUCCAUCACCAGGCCGCCCCCCCGCCGCCGCCCCAGCUGCACCACCACCAACACCACCACCUCCAUCAGCAGCAGCAGCAGCAGCAGCAGCAGCAUCUCCCCUACCCGCACCACCAGCCGCCCCCCCAGCACCAACAGCAUCCGCAGCACCAGGAGCCAAUCCGACCCAUCAAGAUCAAGCUGCCCAUCGCAUCCAUGCCCUCGUCCGACGCCCUGCUGCGGACGGACUCGCUGUCCAGCAACGAGCCCGUGCUGUCCGACGGCUCGGUGGGCUCGGCGCCCUCGCUGGGCCUGAGCCCCGGGCCCCCCCCCAGCAUGGACAUGGGCAGGGCCGACCUGAACCCCAGCCACGAGAAGAUGAUGAAGCAGCAGCAGCAGCAGCAGCAGCAGCAGAAGGCUCCUGAGAUGACCUGGGAGAGGGAGAUGGAUGAGGAACUGACCCCCGAAGCCUGGGCCACCAUGCAGAAGCUCUCCAGCACGACGGAGGACAAGGCCCCCGAGCUGAAGCCCGGCUUCGUGGCGUCCUUCCUGGACUUCCUGAAGACGGGGAAGAAGCAGGGCUCGGGCCCCGAGGGCGACGACGACGACGACGACGAAGACGAAGACGACGAGGAGGAGGAAGACGAGGAGGACGCGGGCGGGGACCCCUGCUCCUCCCUGAAGGGGGGGAUGCGCCCGCUGUCCACGCCGCCCCCUCCCUUACCCCUGGCCCCGCCGCCGUCGCAGCAGGAGCAGCAGCUCGCCGCCGCCGCCGAGUUCGGCGAGGCGGGCGGAGCAUCUGCCGGCAACGGUGACGGCGACGGCGACGACGGGGACGACGGAGACGAGGAGGCGGGCUCGCUGGGCCUCGGCGGCUGCCCGAGCCCGGGCAAGCGUCUGGACGAGGAGCUGAAGAGGAACCUGGAGACGCUGCCCUCCUUCUCGUCGGACGAGGAGGACUCGGUCAGCAAGAACCAGGACCUGCAGAAGAGCAUCUCCUCGGCCAUCUCGGCGCUCUACGACACGCCGCACUCGCUGGCCGCCGCCAUGGCCGCCGCCGUGGCCGAGGCCCAGGCCCCGCCCAGCCCGCGGGCCCCGCCCCCGCUCAGCCCGCCCCUGCCCCCCACGCCGCCGCUGCUCACGCCGGCCAGCGCGGAGGAGGAGGUGACGGCCGUGACGGAGGAGGAGGAGGAGGAGGAGAUGGAGCAGCAGCAGCAGAGGGCGAGGGGCCCGGAGGAGAAGGAGGAGCAGCAGCAGGACGGGGAGCCGAGGGCCGCGCAGGGAGAGGGCCCCGACGAGGAGGAGACGAUGAGGAGAAGAGGAGAGGAGGCCAGCAUGGAGGAGGCCUGGAAGAGAGGCAUGGAGGAGGAGGAGGAGGAGGAGAGGAGGCUGGCCGACUUCCACAUGCUGGAGGUUCCUAAAGUUGAAGACUCCCCGUCCGCCCCCCCAGUGCUGGCGCCCGUCCCUCCCUCCCCCUCCCUCUCCCCGCCAGCUGCCUUGCCGGCGGGCUCCUCCCCGCCCCCCUCGGCCUCCCCCCCGGCCGGGGCCACCUCCCCCCUCUCCGUCCCGCCGGCGGCCGCCUCCGUGCCCCCCCCCUCCGCCACGCCGCCCCCCUCCUCCUCGGAGCAGGACCACGACCCCUCGCCCUCGGCCUCCUCCUCCUCCUCCUCGGCCUCUUCGUCGGCGGCGUCGUCGCCGUCGCCGCCCCCGUCCCCGCCCACGCCGGAGGAGGAGCCCCCGGCAUCCCAGCGGCUCACCUCGCUGCACCUCGCCAAGAAGCAGGCGGACGCCGCCAUCGCCGGGGAGAGCGAGGAGGAGGACAGCGAGAGCGGCGGCGAGGGGAUCUUCCGGGAGCGCGACGAGUUCGUGGUGCGCACCGAGGACAUCGGCACGCUCAAGCUGGCUUUGCAGACUGGCCGUGAGCCUCCACCCAUCUGGAGGGUGCAGAAGGCCCUGCUGCAGAAAUUCAGCCCUGAGAUCAAAGACGGACAGCGUCAGUUCUGUGCCACCAGCAACUACCUUGGCUACUUUGGCGACGCCAAAAUGCGGUACCAACGGUUAUACGUGAAGUUCUUGGAGAACGUCAACAAGAAGGACUAUGUGCGCGUGUGCUCCAGGAAGCCGUGGCACAGAGCAGGUCUCACACUGAGACGGCAGUCCCUCCCCAAGCCCCCGCCCACGGCGCUCAGCCAGACCCCGCCCCGCGUGGAGCGGGACGAGCGGGAGCGACUCCGCGAGCGGGAGCAGAAGGAGCAGCGGGAGCGGGAGCAGAAGGAGAAGGAGGACAGGGAGAAGGAGGAGCAGGAGCAGCGGGAACGGGAGCGCAAGGCCCGGGAGCGGGAGGAGCGGGAGGAGAGGGAGCUGAGGGAACGGGAGCGCAAGGAGAAGGAGCGGGAACGCCGGGAGCGGGAGCAGAAGGAGAAGGAGCAGAAGGAGAAGAGGGAGAAGGAGAGGGACCACAGAGAGCGGGAGCAGAAGGAGAAGGAGCAGAGGGAGCGCGACCGGAAGGAGAAGGAGCAGAAGGAGAAGAAGGAGAAGGAGAAGGAGCGGUCGCUGAGGGAGAGGGAGAGGAAGGAGCGCGAGCAGCGGGAGAAGGAGAGGGAGAGGAAGGAGCGCGAGCAGAAGGAGAAGCUGGAGAAGGAGCGAGAGCGCCGCGAGAGGGAGAAGGAGCAGAAGGAGAAGGAGAGGCAGCGGGAGAGGAAGGAGAGGGAGGAGAGGGAGGAGCGGGAGAGGAAGAGGCAGGCCUCCCAGGAGAGGAAGAGCGUAGGAGGAGGAGGAGGGGAGCGCGGCAAGCCCAAGGGGGAGAAGAGGGAGGCGGAGAAGGUGACGGAGCGACCCUCCAGGGCCCGCGGGCUGAAGGACAAGGCCGAGCCCCCGCCCAAGAAGAGGAAGAAGUGGCUGAAGGAGGUGCCCUCCUCUUCCUCGGACUCCUCCUCCUCGGCCGACGGCGCCAGCGACGACGAAGGCGCGCUGCGCGGCGGGCUCAACAGCCGAGCCAUGAGGGAGAUGUACCGGAGCUACGUGGAGAUGCUGGUCAGCACGGCUCUGGACCCCGACAUGAUCCAGGCCCUGGAGGACACGCACGACGAGCUGUACCUCCCGCCCAUGAGGAAGAUCGACAGCCUGCUCAACGAGACGAAGAGGAGGCUGGUGAGAAGAGCGAACAUGAACGCCCAGCACCAGGAGACCCUGCACGUGUUCCCCAAGAUGACGGCCGACCCCCUGGACUCGGGCUCCAUCAAGGUGCACCUGGGCGGGGAGGCCUACAACCGCAAGACCCUGAACCGCGUGAAGAGGAGCGCGCCCAAACCCCAGGACCUCAAGCUGUCGACGGAGGCGUGCCGGGUGUACAGCCUCUACCACUCGCUCCACCACUACAAGUACCACACCUUCCUGCACUGCAAGAAGGAGACGGACAGCAUCGAGCAGGCGGCGGAGGAGGACCCCGGCCAGGAGGAGGUGGUGCAGCAGUGCAUGGCCAACCAGGGCUGGCUGGAGACCCUCUUCACCUCCUUCAUGGAGCUGCUCACGCUGAGCGCGAAGGCCUGAGAGGUGGAGGAGGAGGAGGAGGAGGAAGAGGAG